AUGGUCGCGCUUCCUAUUUCCAAGUUUCUCUUCCUGAGCAGUGCCCUUUUCGCCUCCACUUACGCCUUGAAGCUCAACGCCGUCUGGGCCUCUGGAGACUGGUCAGCCAUCGGCCCUCCCGGUGGACAAGGAAGCAACGGCCACACCGACGGCUUCUCUCUCGUCAAUGAAGCCGGUGAGACUGUCUGGAGCGAGUCUUACCCGGACGGCUAUACAGCCUGCGGCGGCGGGUAUGGCCACACCUUCGCUCUGACCGGUGGGUGUUUCCUUGAGGGAACCGAGUACCAUUUCAAUUGCUGGAGCAAAUCGAUCCAGCCGUCCAAGUGCUCCAUCAGGAACAAGGAUGGAAGCAACAUCGCCCUUGCGGAUGGCCAGUCUAGCACCCAUUUCAUCGGUAUUGCGCUGGGUAUAGAUGGGUACUGCGGUACCUCCUGGGACUUGGGCGAUGUUGAUUGCCCUGCCGACACGCAAGGCUUCAAAGCUACUUACCUUGGUGAUGACCCAGGACUAUAG
Molecule: messenger RNA, 513 nt
Organism: Aspergillus puulaauensis
Lineage: Eukaryota; Fungi; Ascomycota; Eurotiomycetes; Eurotiales; Aspergillaceae
Exons: 1
Coding region: 1-513 (170 amino acids)
Source: RefSeq, a predicted model, not a curated record